AUGUCAGGGAAAUCAUCAUCAGAGAGCUCAUUGAGGACACGUUCAAAUGCUUCAUACUCAUCUCGGCAUUCUAAAUGCUCAUCAGCCAGCAGAGUAGCUGCUGCACAAGCACGAGCAGAAGCCGAAGCAGCCAAAGCUGAAGCAGCCUUUGCAGAAAAAGAAAGCCAAUUGAAACUACAAAGAGCUGAAGUAGAAGCUACAUCACAAUUACAGAAAAUACGCUUGGAAGCGUCGCUGGAUAAGCUGCGUAUUGAAAAAAAGGCGGCAGCUGCAACAGCAAAAGCAGAGAUUUUGGAGGCAGCAAUAAUUCAAGAUGGUGAACGUGAUACUCAGAGCCAAUUGAACGUUCCAGCUGAUGAUGACCCAACAACACGCACAAGGGAAUAUGUAAUGACUCAGUGUACAAACACAUCACCUCCUAUCGCCUCUCAGCCCGGAAUAUUCACUGCAGGAAACAACUUACCUCCUCAACAGGAUUAUAUUCCAACACAAAACUCAGUCAAUCGAAAGGAUAUUAAAGAACCUCUCAUGUUCCAGGCAAAGUUUAUCAGAGACUCAAUCCCCAAAAUGGAACCAAGUCCUCGUUACACUGAGCAGCAGCCAAUAUAUGAUUAUAGUGGGUUUGCCCCAAAUAGGAUGUUUUGUCACACACCACACAGUGCCACCCACAACCAAAAUGAGACACGGCAACCCCAGAUUGAUGAAAAUCAAGGUGUUUCUGACCUCGUUAGAUUCAUCGCUCGUCGAGAACUUGUGUCUACAGGACUCACGCAGUUUAACGACCACCCUGAAUGUUAUAGAGCCUGGAGAGCAUCCUUCAUAAAUGUGAUUAAAGGACUCAACCUCUCGACAAGUGAGGAGCUCGAUCUUCUUGUGAAGUGGUUGGGAAAAGAAUCAUCUGAGCACGCCAAGCGGAUAAGAACUGUGCACGUGAAUCAUCCUGAACGUGGUCUUAAAGCAGUGUGGGACCGGCUAAAUGAGUAUUACGGGGCACCAGAGGUCGUUGAAAGCUCAUUGUUCAGAAGACUGGAAAGUUUUCCCAAAAUACAAAGUAAAGAGGUGAAAAAACUAAGAGAACUUGGAGAUCUAUUGAUGGAGAUUCAAGCUGCUAAAGAAGAUGGAGACUUAGUCGGCCUAAGUUACCUCGACACACCUCGCGGUGUUAAUCCUGUGAUACAGAAACUGCCAUUCUACCUGCAGGAGAGAUGGUUAACAUUAGGGUUCAAGUACAAAGAAGAGUACGAUGUCCCUUAUCCACCAUUCAGCUUCUUUGUGGACUUUGUGUGUCAACAAGCCAAAAUGCGAAAUGACCCUGGCUUCACACUCACAGCCCUGAGUAAUGAAACUCCUUCCUAUCAAAGACAAAUGAACAGACAUGAUGGCCAAAGAGCUGUUGCUGUGCUUAAGACAAGAGUUUCGGCUGAAUCAUCACCGAGCCCCUACAGUGCGUCACCUAUGUUUGUUAAAAGCUCUGGAGCAUACAAGUCGACUAUAACAGAGGAUCCAGCCAAACAAUGCCCACUGCACAAUAAGCCCCACCCUCUACCAAAAUGUCGUGGGCUUAGAGAGAAACCAAUUGAAGAAAGAAAAGGAUUCUUAAAGCAACAAGGGAUUUGCUAUAAGUGCUGCAAGGCUGUACACCUCGCAAAGAACUGUACAGAGGAAAUCCACUGCACAGAGUGUGGAAGCAUGACACAUGUUUCUCUACUGCAUCCCGGCCCUGCACCAUGGUCGCACCAACCACAAACCCCUGGUUCAGAGAAUGGCGGGGAGAGAGACAGUGAUCAAAGGGAGCCUGCAGUUUCAACCACGUGCACCGAGGUCUGUGGAAAGGACACUUCAGGACGCUCCUGCUCUAAAAUAUCCCUCGUAAAGGUGUAUCCAGCUGGUCAUCCUGAGGCUGCAGUCAAAAUGUACACUAUAUUGGAUGAUCAAAGCAACAGAUCACUUGCACGUUCAGAGUUCUUCGAUCUAUUUCACAUUUCAAGCUGUCCCACUCCAUACUCUCUGAAGACGUGCGCAGGGACAGUGGAAACAGAAGGCAGACAAGUGUGCGGAUUUAUUGUGGAGUCCAUGGACGGCACUGUUGCACUCUCUUUACCAACAUUGAUUGAAUGCAAUGAGAUACCAGAUAACCGCUCAGAAAUACCAACGCCCGAUGUUGCAUUAAAUCACGCCCACCUGAGACACAUUGCAAAGCAUAUUCCUUCGCUCGAUCCACAAGCACAAAUUAUGCUCUUAUUAGGAAGAGACAUCAUCAGAGCUCACAAGGUCCGAAGACAGAUCAACGGCCCACACGAUGCACCCUACGCCCAAAAGUUGGAUCUGGGAUGGGUGAUUGUCGGCAAUGUUUGUAUGGGAGAUGCUCACAAACCAACUUUGGUUAGCUCUUACUACACAAACAUACUGAGAAAUGGAAGGCCCUCUAUCUUCCAGCCAUGCCCCAAUGGUUUCAUCGUGAAAGAGAGAUAUGGAAAAGAGGAGUCCACACCACGUCCCCUUUCGCACACUCUUUUCAACGAGGCACGUGAUAUCAUGGACAGUGAUGUGUUUCAGACCACAAAAGAAGAUGACACAGAGGCCCCUUCGAUCGAGGACAUGCUGUUCAUGAAUGUUAUGGACAAAGAAGUUUACAUGGAUGAAGGGAACAGCUGGGUAGCACCUCUCCCCUUCAGAGCUCAGCGGUCACGUCUCCCUGAUAACCGCACACAGGCAUUCGAACGCCUCUUGUCACUGCAACGGUCCUUCAGGAGGAAACCUGAAAUGAAGGAACAAUUCAUCUCAUUUAUGAAAAACAUCUUUCAGAACGGACAUGCUGAGAAGGCUCCGCCACUGCAACCUGAUGAAGAGCAUUGGUACUUGCCCUGCUUUGGCGUUUAUCACCCAAAAAAGCCCUCUCAGAUAAGGGUCGUCUUUGACUCUAGCGCGCAGCACAAAGGUGUGUCACUGAACCAAGUAUUGUUGACAGGUCCAGACCUCAACAACACUCUGAUAGGGGUCCUUCUUCGGUUCCGGAAAGAGCCAAUCGCCUUCACUGUGGACAUUCAGCAAAUGUUUCAUUGUUUCCUGGUAUGCCCUCAGGAUCGGAACUUUCUCAGGUUCCUUUGGUUUCAAGACAAUGACCCCGACAAAGAGAUUGUGGAGUUCCGAAUGAAUGUUCAUGUCUUCGGUAAUAGCCCCUCCCCUGCAGUGGCUAUUUACUGCCUCAGGCGUGCAGCAGAGGAAGGCAAGGAUGAGUAUGGAGAGGAUGCAAGGCAGUUUGUGGUCCGUGACUUCUACGUGGAUGACGGGCUGAAAUCUCUUCCAACACCAGAGGCAGCCAUCAGCUUACUCAAGAGGACACAGGACAUGUUGGCUUGUUCUAACCUUCGACUACACAAGCUGGCUUCAAACAGUAAGGAUGUGAUGGAUGCUUUUCCAUGUGAAGACCGUGCCACUGACUUGAAGGAUCUCGACCUUGCCUCUGAAAGUCUGCCCAUGCAACGCAGCCUUGGGUUACACUGGGACUUAAACUCAGACAGUUUCACUUAUCAUGUCCAAAGUGAGAGGAAACCAUUUACUCGUAGAGGAGUUCUGUCAACAGUGAACUCUCUCUAUGAUCCUCUUGGAUUUGUGUCUCCUGUGACAAUUCAAGGGAAAUCACUUCUUCGAGAGCUGACCACAGACACAUCAGAAUGGGAUGCCCCCCUGCCUGUGGAGAAGGAGAAGUUGUGGGACAACUGGAGAGAUUCUCUGCAUGAGCUACAGAACUUAAACAUCCCUCGGCCUUACACGUCUGUAUCAUUAUCUGCAGCAAAGCACACAGAGCUCUGCGUCUUCUCAGAUGCUUCAGAGAAAGGAAUAGCUGCGGUCGCCUAUUUGAGAACCAUGGAUGAGGAAGGAAAGGUCCAUGUUGGUUUGGUCUCAAGCAAAGCCAAGCUCGCGCCACGCCCAGAGCACACCAUCCCAAGGUUGGAACUAUGUGCAGCAGUUAUGGCAGUGAAUCUCGCAGAGGUAAUCAUCUCUGAAAUUGACAUCACAUUUGAUGCAGUCAACUACUACACCGACAGCAAGAUUGUGCUUGGCUAUCUCUACAAUGAGAAAAGAAGAUUCUACGUCUACGUCAGUAACCGUGUUCAGAGAAUCCGACGGAGCACAUCACCAAGUCAGUGGCGCUAUGUGCAUACUGACCACAAUCCAGCAGACAUCGCAACACGUGCAAUUGCAGCAAAUCAUCUGAGAGAAACAAUAUGGUUCACUGGACCAAAAUUCUUGUCACACCCAGAAGAAAUGAUGCCGGCUCCAGAAACAUUUGAGAUGCUGGAGCCAGGACUAGACCCUGAAAUCCGUCCUUUCGUGACUACGCUCUUAACCACAGCGCUCGAACACCUUGGGUCUCAGCGUUUCACUUGCUUCUCACGCUGGCGUUCCCUCGUGAGAGCAGUUGGAGCCCUAAUUCAUGUUGUGCAAUGUUUUAAAGACAGGAAGGACAAGGUCAGCAGUUCAUGCAAAGGAUGGCACCACUGUCACCUCCCACCAACCGUCGAGGUACUUAGACAAAGUACAUCAGUCAUCAUCAAGACUGUGCAACAUGAAGCGUAUGACAAGGAGUUUAAGUGCCUGGCAUCAGAAACCAACAUUCCCAAGACCAGUCCACUUUGGUCUCUGGAUCCUUUCAUCGACACAGAUGGAUUGUUGAGAGUUGGAGGCCGUCUUUCUGAAGCAGAUUUGGGACCCGAUGAAAAGAGACCGUUCAUCUUACCCGGACGCCACCACGUGGCCUCUCUCUUGGUGCAUCACUUUCAUGAGCAAACACAGCAUCAGGGACGUCACUUCACCGAGGGGGCCAUCCGAUCAGCUGGAUUUUGGAUUGUUGGAUGGAAGAGAUGUGUGAGCAAGUUGAUAUUCGAAUGUGUCACUUGUCGAAAACUCAGAGGAAAGUGUGAGGUUCAAAAGAUGUCAAAUCUUCCCCAGGACAGACUCAGCAUGGAACCACCCUUCACGAACGUUGGCAUGGAUGUGUUUGGACCCUGGUCCGUGUCAGCACGACGCACAAGAGGAGGCCAUGCUGAGAGUAAACGAUGGGCAGUCAUUUUCACCUGCUUAUGCAUCAGAGCUAUUCACAUUGAAGUUAUCGAGUCUCUCGACUCCUCAAGCUUCAUAAAUGCAUUCAGAAGAUUUCUGGCGAUCCGAGGACCUGUGAAGCAGAUACGGUCUGACAGGGGGACUAAUUUCAUCGGAGCCUCCAAAGACUUGGGAAUCCCCUCGAAUGUGGACGAAAGGCCAGUCGAACAAUUCCUUUCCGAACGUGGAUGUGUCUGGACUUUCAACACCCCACACUCAUCUCACAUGGGGGGUGUAUGGGAGAGGAUGAUUGGCAUCACACGGCGCAUUCUGGAUUCUAUGCUACUUCAAAUGGUGUCUUCCAAGCUGACACAUGAAGUGUUGACGACCUUUCUAGCAGAGGUUACUGCUAUCGUGAACAACCGCCCUCUGGUACCUGUCUCUACAGAUCCUACGGAUCCCUUCGUUCUCACGCCUGCUUCACUGCUGAACCAGAAAACAGGCCCUUGCCCUGCUCCUAUUGGAGACUUUGGGGACAAAGACUUACUCAAGCAGCAAUGGCGCAGAGUCCAAAGUUUGUCCAACACAUUCUGGCAAAGAUGGCGCCAGCAGUAUCUCUCAACGCUGCAGACUCGCAGAAAAUGGAUAUCCGACCAACCAAGUCUGAAGAAAGGAAGUGUGGUGCUUCUCAGAGAUGAUCAAUGCAAGAGGAACGACUGGCCCCUUGGCAUUAUCACAGAUGUGUACCCUAGCAAGGAUGGAAGGGUGCGGAAAGUACAAGUGAAAGUCAUCAAAAAGAAUGGACCGAACUUCUACAUUAGACCUGUCAACCAGAUGGUUUUGUUGAUUCGUCCGGAUAACUGAAAAUUAUGUGUUUUAGUUGUCGUGUCAAGUAGUGAAACCUCCAGGUUUCAGACGGGGAGUGUUCUGUUAUCACUGUGUAUUUUAAGACAGUUGAAUGGUUAAAUGUGGGAAAACUUGUUGAAAAGAAGUCCGUUGCUGCCACCUACUGGCGACUGUGAGAGCUGCCUGAGGAUGUGUCGUUCUUUGAUGAUGUCAUCAGUGAGAGCCCUCAGCUGAAUCAAGGCAUGGUCAGAGCUGCUGCAUUUUGUUCUGCUCAUGAUAAAGUGGGUCUUUAACGGCAUUGUCGUUUUACCCGACUCCAUAUGACCUCAAUAAAGAGCGUACAAGUUUCAA
This is a messenger RNA of Solea solea (common sole), 6240 nucleotides long. RefSeq lists its product as uncharacterized. Gene Ontology annotation, molecular function: nucleic acid binding. The transcript has 2 exons. NCBI's taxonomy places the organism in Eukaryota, Metazoa, Chordata, Actinopteri, Pleuronectiformes, Soleidae. The record is from RefSeq and is a predicted model, not a curated record. Gene Ontology annotation, biological process: DNA integration. The coding region runs from base 1 to 5907 and encodes 1968 amino acids.